This is a messenger RNA of Alternaria rosae, 1068 nucleotides long. Its product is annotated as P-loop containing nucleoside triphosphate hydrolase protein. Gene Ontology annotation, cellular component: DNA replication factor C complex; Rad17 RFC-like complex; Elg1 RFC-like complex. The transcript is spliced from 3 exons. Gene Ontology annotation, biological process: DNA-templated DNA replication; DNA repair. Bases 1 to 1068 code for a protein of 355 amino acids. The record is from RefSeq and is a predicted model, not a curated record. Lineage: Eukaryota; Fungi; Ascomycota; Dothideomycetes; Pleosporales; Pleosporaceae. Gene Ontology annotation, molecular function: ATP binding; ATP hydrolysis activity; DNA binding.
AUGUCAAAAGCCGAGUCCUCCAAAGCCGCAGCCAGCAAUGGUGCUAAACCAAACCCUAAUGCCGCCGGCGGUGCAAACUACGAGCUGCCAUGGGUAGAGAAAUACCGUCCCGUCUACCUCGAUGAUGUCGUCGGCAAUACCGAAACCAUUGAGCGCCUCAAGAUCAUCGCCAAAGAUGGCAACAUGCCCCAUAUGAUCAUCUCCGGUAUGCCUGGUAUCGGCAAAACCACAUCUAUCCUCUGUCUCGCACGCCAACUCCUUGGUGAUGCCUACAAGGAGGCUGUCCUCGAACUCAACGCCUCAGAUGAACGCGGUAUCGACGUCGUUCGCAACAGGAUAAAGGGCUUUGCGCAGAAGAAAGUUACACUUCCCCCGGGCAGGCAGAAGCUGGUCAUCCUCGACGAAGCGGACAGCAUGACCAGUGGUGCACAACAAGCUCUGAGGAGGACGAUGGAGAUAUACAGCGCAACAACCCGAUUCGCAUUCGCUUGCAACCAGUCGAACAAGAUCAUCGAGCCGCUGCAAUCGAGAUGCGCCAUCCUCCGAUACGCCCGCCUUACCGAUGCGCAAGUCGUGCGCCGCGUCAUGCAGAUCUGCGAAGCCGAGGACGUGAAAUACUCAGACGACGGAAUUGCGGCACUAGUCUUUUCAGCAGAGGGUGAUAUGCGACAAGCCAUUAACAAUCUCCAGUCGACUUUUGCUGGUUUCGGUUUCGUUAAUGGCGAUAAUGUCUUCAGGGUGGUCGACAGCCCGCAUCCCAUCAAGGUGCAAGCCAUGAUCAAGGCGUGCCAUGAGCAGCGUAUUGACGAUGCUCUGACAUCACUGAAAGAGCUGUGGGACCUGGGAUACUCGUGUCACGACAUCAUCAGCACAAUGUUCAAAGUUACAAAGACGAUUGACACGCUGAGUGAGCAUGCAAAGCUGGAAUUCAUCAAGGAAAUUGGCUUUACCCAUAUGCGCAUCCUUGAAGGCGUACAAACCCUUCUACAAUUGUCCGGCUGUAUUGCGCGCCUGUGCAAGAUCAAUAUGCAGCCCCAGCUGUUCGCACUUCCUACGACGUCGAAAUGA